AUGACGCUCUGCAAAUUCUUUCAGCAGGGCAAUUGCAGGAAUGGAAACUCGUGCAGAUUCGAACAUCCUACCGGCGGCGGCGCGCAAUCCUCGAACCGUUUUGGCGCACUGGGCGGCGGCAGUGGCUCCCAAUUUCAGCGUGUCCUGGAUAAAUACUCGAUCAAGCUCGACGCCAUAGAGGCUGAUCUUACCACCGAAACCCCGACAUGGAUCCUCUCUGCCUAUGCUCCGGGCCGCGAUGCCCCCGACCAGCUCUUCGGCGGCGCCAUGCGUGAGCAGAGUUUUGAGGAAAUGCGGCUGCACCACAUGAAUGGCAGAGCAACUGGCAACGAGCAAAGAGCGCUUGCCGAAGCGCAGGAGCUGUACCAGAACGCGCAGGCGCAGAUGCAGACAGCCGUACGAAACGUCAACGAAGCCGCACAGUACAUUGUAGAUGGCGAAAAUAGACACCCAAAUCGUCUCGACGUCUGCCAGCAGGGCACUCAAGGAGCGCCUUUCGGCGAGUUCCUCGUCGGCAAGCGACCCAAGUCGAUAGCGCCGGGACAGCCCGCGUCUGGGAAUCCCUUCGCCACCAACGGUAACACCGCUGCUACUCCCGCCAACCCAUUCUCUUCUCCUAGCAGCAACACGACUAACGCGCCGUCUCCUUUCGGGAGCGGCGGUGCGAGCGCGGCGCCGACGACGAGCGCCUUUGGACAGCCGUCUGCGCUGGGCCAAAAGCCCAAUCCAUUUGGCGUGCCCGCCUUCGGACAGCCGGCCCAGCCUGCCGCGGGCUUCGGACAGCCGUCGCAGCCGUCAGCUUUUGGGCAGCCAUCGCAGCCUUCUGCGUUUGGUCAAGCUGCGCAGAAACCGAGCGCUUUUGGCCAACCGCCGCAACCCUCGGCCUUUGGCCAGCCAUCGCAACCCACGACAUCGGCCUUUGGACAGCCCUCGCAACCCACGACAUCGGCCUUUGGACAGCCCUCGGCGCUGGGCGCGAAGCCCAGUCCGUUUGGUGCCCCCGCCUUUGGUCAAUCUGCGCAGCCCAGCACCGGCGGCGCCCCCCAGACGUCUGCGUUCGGUCAGCCCAGUCAGCUAGGCCAGAAACCAAAUCCCUUCGGAGGAAACGCCAACACAGGACCAAGUGCUUUCGCCACGGCUGCUAACAACACCAGCAGCUCGGUAAAUCCUUUUGCAGGAAACAGCAAUGCAGGUCCAAGUCCCUUUGCCGCAGCAUCGAGUAAUAACGAGAAGCCAAACCCAUUCGGCGCUCCAUCAACCAACAACCAGGCAAGCCAACCAGCUUCAAAUCCCUUUGGGAGCCAAACCCCAGCGCAGAGUAAGACUCCGAAUGCGUUUGGGCAGCCGUCUGCGACACCCAGCUCAAAUCCCUUUGCCAGCGGUGGUAACUCGACGACGCCGGCAGGGAAUCCUUUCGCAGCUAAACGCCAGGCAGCAGGGGGCAGCGGAUCCAAUCCUUUCGCAGCGGCGCAGUCCAAUGCGAAUGCUCCCGCAAACCCCUUUGGCAGCGCGCCCGCCCAAGCAACGCAGCCUGCGGCACCACCGGCCAACAGCCCGUAUCCGCCUGGAAGUGCCAAGCAGCACCCUCCUGCGGCGAGCUACAUUAGCCUCAACAUGGACGGAACGCUGGCGGCGUUCAAGGGCAAGGCCGUCUCGUACCGUGAGGGUAGGCCUGGCAUCCGGGCCUUCGAUGGCACCUGGACGCGUAUCUGGUUCCCCGGCGGCGCGCCGCGGUACGACAAGAACACGGAGCUGCCUUCGGACGUGUACGACGACAAGACCAAGGCGCAGUGGCAGCAGUUUGAGCAGACGGGCAAGUUUGCAGACGGCUUGAUGCCCGCGUUGCCGCCGCCACGAGAGUGUACGGUCUGGGACUUUUAG
Molecule: messenger RNA, 1881 nt
Organism: Beauveria bassiana ARSEF 2860
Lineage: Eukaryota; Fungi; Ascomycota; Sordariomycetes; Hypocreales; Cordycipitaceae
Product: CCCH zinc finger domain protein
Exons: 4
Coding region: 1-1881 (626 amino acids)
Molecular function (GO): metal ion binding
Source: RefSeq, a predicted model, not a curated record